CAGGUCACAGCCACCUCAGACAUUAGAUGUGAUGAAGGGAGAGAUGUCUCUGCUGGUUGAAUAACUCACCAGGACUUAUGAAUGAAAACACAUCACACACAGCGGGGACAGAGAGAGGGAGAGCAUGUUAUUGCUUUUGGAGGAUCCUGUCCUGGUGUAACUGUCAGAGCAUAAUGGUGGCAUUUAAAGGGAUCUGGACCAAGGACUUCUGGAGGGCUGUAUCUGGAGAGUACCUGGCCACUCUCAUCUUUGUCCUUCUCAGUCUGGGCUCCACCAUCAACUGGGCUGCAGGGGAAGAGAAGCCUCCCCCAGCUGACCUAGUCCUUAUCUCGCUGUGCUUCGGCCUCAGCAUCGCCACAAUGGUGCAAUGUUUUGGCCACAUCAGCGGCGGACACAUUAACCCAGCUGUCACCGCCGCUAUGGUUGUGACUAGAAAGCUGAGCCUGGCAAAGGGGUUGUUCUAUGUGGUGGCUCAGUGCCUGGGAGCUAUUACAGGAGCUGGGAUUCUCUACCUAGUAACACCUGCUGCUGUUAGAGGGUCCCUCGGUGUUACCACAGUGAACUCCAACAUCUCAGUCGGACAUGGCCUUCUCGUGGAGCUCCUUAUCACGUUCGAACUGGUCUUCACCGUCUUCGCCACCUGUGAUCCCAAACGUACAGACCUAGGUGGCUCCGCGGGCUUGGCUAUUGGCUUUGCUGUUGCAAUUGGUCACUUAUUUGCGAUUCCUUAUACAGGAGCCAGCAUGAACCCUGCUCGUUCCUUUGGCCCUGCAAUGGUCACACUUAACUUCGAGAACCACUGGGUGUACUGGGUGGGACCCAUCCUGGGGGGCAUACUGGCUGCUGGCCUGUAUGAGUACCUGUACUGCCCUGACCCUGAGAUGAAGAAGAAACUGAAACUGGUCUUCCAGAAGGACCCAUCGGGGAAAUACAGGGAGGUGGAGUCAGAGGACAUCGGCAUCAAGCCGGGCUCCGUCCACACCAUGGACCUGGAGAAAGCUGAGAAAAAAGAUCCUUUCCAGGACUCGACGGCAGAAGUGUUGUCCUCUGUAUGACUAUCACGUGCACUGGAAAUGGAGACUAAUCUGUAGACCAGAUAGAAAAUCUAACUUUGGAGCAUCUAUCUUGAGCCUAGCCCCACCCACACCUCCAAAGACGUUGUCCUCAUAGCAGAAAAUGAUUUCUGUCCAUGAGACUUUACAGCAGGGCUGAAUCACUCUCAUUGUCGUAAAAGCUAAUAUAGUAUGGUAUUAUGGCUUAAUCCCACAAACACCUACAGCCUGUUCAAUGCUUCUCCCGAGGCCCCUGAGUGUAGCAGUGUUGGCAUGCGGCGCGCACUGGACACUGCAGAAUGACAGCCCGCAAUACAUUGUGUUAAAGAAAAAUGUUUAGGGUCAAACAAUUAGGUUGGGUCAUCAUGCUGAACAGGAGAAGCGAAGAAGAAAGUGCAGCCUUGUUAUUUUUGGAUUAGUGUCACAUUUGGUCCAUGUACUGUAUAUAUAAUAACAGGAGAGAUUUUCCUUGUGAUCAUUAAGCACAUUACAGGUCCCAGGCAACGUACGACAGCUCUGACAAGCAUUAUUAUCGGAGUUAUAAUACGGUGCUCUCUAUUUUCAGUGCAUUUAGUCAGGGAAACAAGCAGUUCAUCUUUAUGGAGACAUCGUUUCUGUGAAGGUUUAUCUCUAAUUUUUCAUGUUCAUCAUUUAUAUUACUAUAUAAUGAUUUCAUUAAUUUUUUUUCUAUUUUCAUAAAAUGGUGAUACUUAGCUCUUUUUAUUUUGUAGAUCUAGUUUUGGUUCUUGUAACACAUUUAUUAUCUCUGUAUGAUUUGCUGUAUUUCAUACUCAAGUAUUUAAUUUAUUGAUAAGAUAUUUAGCUGAUCUGUCUUUGUAAUUUUGUGCUCAAAUAUCUCUCAGUUAUGCUCGCAAAAUGGAAGUUUCAGAAGUAUUUAUUUUUUCUUAUAAUUUCCACGUCAUGAAAGACUUCGCUUUGGCCCAUUAACGGGUUUGAAAAUGUGCAAACAGAAGAGCAGCACAAAUCCACCGCAACUUUCACAUAUUUAUCUAAGAAAUCUAGUGACCAUAGCUACGACGCUUUUCACUUUGAGUCAUUUGUUUCUGGUUCUAGGAGCUGGGAGCAUUGUGGGGUGAGGGAAGGUCCAGAUCAGUGAUGGAUUGGCUCAUCUACCUUUAGAUUAUGUCUCCCUAUGGCCAGAUAAAUGCCCAUAAUGUGUGUCCCUUUUGAGUUGAGUCUCUGGUAAUCUCUCUCCAUCAGCAGAGAGCACAGGAAAUGAUACCAUUUCGUGACACGAAAUAGAGGCGAUCUGUAAUGGCCACACUUUAUUUCCUUUGCUAAAGGAACAGGUGCAAUUCAAUGUGGAGGAAAUGAUCGACCCCACUGAUACUACUGCAUCAACUCAAGUUGCGUGCAAGGUGCAGCCAUAUUGCUUUUGCGAGGUUAGAAUGUCAGUGUAAUUCAGUUACUAAAUGAAAAUUGUUUUCACUGAUACAUGGAAGGACCCCCCCACCCAUCUAAACUUCUUCCCAAACACAGUGCACUUUUCUUGUGUUAUAACAGCAUCACCUACUGGCUAGAGUGUGAACUGCACACUGUGCAAAUAAUGCUCCCAUUUGUAUUUCUCCAGGGGAGGGCAGCCACGAGCCUUGGAUGUGCAGGUUAUGCUGCAGACAGAGGCAGACAAGAGUCAGUUUUAUUCAUAAGUCUGAGCCACAUUUCAUUUGAAAUUGGUCCAGGCCAUUAAUUCAGAGCUACACAGGAGGAUUAAGUGUUGCAUAGCUCUGUAACAGGGUCCCAGUACUCAUGUGGGAGCCCAGGAAAGUUAAUACUAAAGUACUUUUUCAUCAACCUUUUGUAUUCUCAGCAAUUUUCAGAAUUUUGUUAGAGUAUCAGAAAUGCUUAUUUUCACUGAGGCUGCCUAAAUGUAGUUGCAUUCCCCAUACUAAACUCCUGAACACUAGUAUUGCGAGAUUGUUUUGAUGCUAACAAAUGCUGUUCUUCAAGGCCUACUGGAGUUGAAAAUGGACAGCACUGAUCCUUUACCUGCAGGCAUGCUGCCCUGUGUCCCUUAAGGCUUCAGUGGCUCGAGACCAGCACCCUCUCAGCUCCCCUUAAUCAUCUUUAUAGCCAAAAUAAAUGAGUACAUAAAUUUCAUGCAAUGACUGUUUCCUCUUGGGACAGUGGAUGGGAAAGAGGGCUCUCUCAGAUUUGAUUUACUGGCUCUUGCUCAUCUUCAGAUUAAACAGAGGAAGACAGGUGAGGAUAGCAGUCUCCACUGGAUUGGACAUUUGGCUUUGUCAUGAAUUUCAUAUUGGUGACAGGGGGCCAAAUGUUAAAAAGUAUUUAUUACAUGUGGCUCCUGUGCACUUGUGAUACAUUUUCAAACUACUAUAUGAGCUGACGCUGGCAGGUGUCAAUUCAAUUCUGAGAUUUCAUUCGAAAAAUGGCGUCUCUGUGUGUUGACAAACUUCCAAAAGAUAGCGGCAGACACCUCAAUUUGCAAAAAAACAAAUAAAAAGUGACGGCCAAUAAUAGACCGACACCUUUUUUCAGCAGCUUGUCUGUUAACGUCUUUGAAAGGCUUAUCAGAAAGAUGUUAGGCAGAAACCUGAUAAUCCGUGGGCCGCCUACACAGAGGCUGUCUCCAUAAUUCAAUCAUUUACAUUCACACACAUUGCAAACACCAACAAUGGCUAUACGAUGUAUGAAUAUUGUUAUAGCCAGAGCUUCAUUUGCACAUCAUACAGAUGCCAGCAAAGUAUAUCUCAAAGUGCAUCUUAUUCUUAUCUAAAUGAGAACAGACAGAUUUCUUGCGACUUGAAAAUUCAGAUUCUCAAUUCCCAGCAUGCAACGGAAGGGGCAAAAGAUAAAACACACACCUUAAAGAUCAUUAGCAAUUAAUAUUUGGGGAUUCAUGAAGAAAAACAGCGUUAAACACUUGUUUAAUAAUUCAUACUAUAAACAAGAAAGUCUCCCACUUCCUUAAUAAUUUAGACGUAAGCUAAUGUUGAUUUAUUCAGGAAGGUCUCUGCCACCAGCACUGCCUGGAGUGCCCAAAUUUGAAUUAAAGUAGGACAGUAGCAGGCGAGUCUGUAAUAACAUUUGUAUAAUUUUAUUAUUGCUCUGGGCUCAGUUCAUUUCCUCCUCCAGUAGCUGCGUGAAAUUGUUUGAUUCUGGAAACUGCCUUGAGUCUGCGGCUCUGGGGUUGGAGGGUGGUACAGGAACAGGAAGGCAUGCGACACUCUCUCUCUCCCUCUCUCUCUCUCUCUCUCUCUCUCUCUCUCUCUCUCUCUGUGUGUGUCUGAUGCUGUCAGAAACACAGACACGCACACAUACACACAUGCACACAGAGAGAGAGAGAGAGAGAGAUAAAUAACUUUAUUAUUCUGGGUUCUGUAAUACUGUUACAUUGGCUCACUUAAUAACUCAAGCUGUCUUGAGCAUAUGAUUGAUAUUCUCACUCACCUUGUCACUUAUGAUAAAUAUUUUACUGCGUUUAUGUGAGAAAGCUAAGAAACGGAAUAACUCAUUCAUUACAUUAUCAAAUCAUAUAAAUAUGAGGGUUUGUGUUUACGUCUUUUGCCAGCAGAGAGAUUGCCAUUUCUCGCUAAUAUUAGUCAGAGAAAGUCACUUCCACUGUUUCUGUGCAAAAGAGUUUGUUUGUAAAGAAGCUGAUCUGAUGAAAUUCCAGCUUUUUGUAACUUUACAACUAAGAAAUAUUUCAUUUCAUUUGGCCCACGAGGAAGUAUUAAAGUUCAUAAUCAUUUUGGAGGUUUACUAAGCUA
Messenger RNA from Seriola aureovittata, 4801 nucleotides. It is a transcript of the gene aqp4, whose product is annotated as aquaporin 4. Gene Ontology annotation, cellular component: basolateral plasma membrane; plasma membrane. Gene Ontology annotation, biological process: transmembrane transport. The record is from RefSeq and is a predicted model, not a curated record. The coding region runs from base 78 to 1055 and encodes 325 amino acids. The transcript has 5 exons. Gene Ontology annotation, molecular function: water channel activity. NCBI's taxonomy places the organism in Eukaryota, Metazoa, Chordata, Actinopteri, Carangiformes, Carangidae.